CGAUAUAGGUGUGCUCUGUGUAACAAGAAGGUCCCUCCUGAAGAACGACGUCCAGCUAGUUUGUUUAUUUCUGUUUUACAGAAACAUUUUUCUGUAAAUGUGGAAGACACAGAAGUGUUGUGCAAUAAAUGUCGACAUAAGUGUAGGAAAGUGAAGGAGUCUACAACAAGGGAACCGGAAUUGUCCAGGCCAGCUCCCCAUGAGGAAAAAGAGGACCCAACAUUUGCAUCACCAAAACAGAAGCAUUCAAAGCGCUCAUUUCCUAGUCCUCCAUCUGUACCCUUGCCUAUUCCAUCAUCAUCUCAAAGCCAUGGUUAUUGCUUUGUUUGUUAAAAAAAAACAAACCCGGGACCCAAACUUGUAACUGUUUCCCAUCAUGUUCGUAUGUUUGUAUUCAUCAAACAAGAAAUCAUCAUUCCAUCUGGUGCAAGGUGCUGUAUUAGACACUUGGAAAAUGGGAAAAUGAGCGAUGGAGCUAUGCAGCAGAUCAGGACCAGUGAGAUAUCAACAUUGAACAAAACAUCCAUCACCAGUCUCAUAAAGGAAUUGCGUGAUAAAGCAUUUCAGCAAUCGAGACUUGACUUCGAUGAUGAAGGCAGCCUAGACGAUAAUGAUUAUCAAGUGCUGACAGGAUUUUCUCGUCUCAACAAUAACCAGUAUUAACUCUUCUAGAAAUCGGAGCAAGAGGACGUGUAUAGCCAUUCUACUGAUGAAACUUAGAUCAGCGCUCUCAAACAAAAUGCUUGCUGUUUUAUUUGGAAUGACUAAAUUUCAAGUUCUACGAGCUAUUGUGUCUGCCAGAACAGCGCUUAUGAGAGACUUUGUUCCAUAUAAUCUUGGAUUUCGGCACAUAACACGGGACGAAGUCAUUCAAUACCACACCCGUGAUCUGGCAAGAAAUCUUUUGACAGAUGAUAUAACAUCAAACCCUGCAAUCUUAGUAUUGGAUGGAACAUACGUCUAUAUACAGAGAAGUUCCAAUUUUGCUUUUGCCCGGCGAUCAUACAGUUUGUAUAAACACAGACCCCUUGUGAAACCUAUGAUGGUGGUGACUACAAGUGGAUAUAUUGUAUCGGUUCUUGGGCCUUAUCUUGCUGAUGCAAAGAAUAAUGAUGCUAACAUAUUGAAGCAUAUGAUUUACAACAAUGCAGAAGAACUCAGGAACUGGCUACAAGAAGACGAUGUCUUUGUUGUUGAUCGUGGUUUAAAGGAUGCCCAGGAUUUAUUGUAAGACAUUGGAAUCAGGAUGGAGAUGCCUGCAUUUAUGAAAAAAGGAACUAAGCAGCUGUCCACGUUUGAUUCUAACU
Saccostrea echinata is the source of this 1307-nucleotide messenger RNA. RefSeq lists its product as uncharacterized. Lineage: Eukaryota; Metazoa; Mollusca; Bivalvia; Ostreida; Ostreidae. The record is from RefSeq and is a predicted model, not a curated record. The transcript has 3 exons. The coding region runs from base 710 to 1231 and encodes 173 amino acids.